GAGGUUGGGUUUCGGGGAGGCCUGUGUGCUACCUAGGCCUCAGCCGGGCCCGGGAUGGAGAGUCCAGGCGCUAGGCCGCCGCUGGCCGCCGGGAGCGUGGACGAUCGUGGGAGGGAUGAGGCCCCGUGGGGCUCGUGCGAGGUCCGCGGUCGCGCGCGAGGGACUCCGGCCUGUUCGGUGCGUCCUGCUUUCGCUUCGGUCGGUAAGCCGCGCAUCCCCUCGGGGCGCGCGCUGAACUUGGUGCCCGCGGUGGCCUCACAUCCGAGGGCCGCGCUCUCCGCUGCGGAGUCGGAGCGCGCCUUCAGACUGCCGGUGCCGGUGAGGCCGGCAGCCUGGGCUGUCAGCGCUGCGCAGAACCAGCCGUCUGAGGCCCGCGGGCCCGGCAGGUAGGUGGAGGUGGCUGCGCGCAGUCCUCCCUGAGGGUCCCGGCUCCUCCGAGACGCUGCGCCUUUGGCCGGGGGGCGGUUCAGUCUUGAGAGUUGGACAGGCUUUUGGGUUAUGCCCUUUUGGGGUCUGCCUUUAUACACCUAGAUCAGUGGGCUGGUUCUGUGGGGCUUGGCACACACUUCGCGGAAGUCUUCGUGAAGGCUAGGCUCCAUAGCGUCAGAGAUGUUGAGGGGACAGCUCCUGAGUGGGGUCCUCAGGGCUGGGGAACUCCUGGCUGCCUGUGUAGAGAGCCCCGUCCUUCCUAACUGUCACCGGUCCUGGCUCCUACCUUUAUUUCGCUGUUAGUGGCAUGUUACAUCUGCUCUAUCGGUAAGAGAUACAUAUGGAUCAGUUGUCUGAAGUGGGCUAUGAUAAGCAACAGGUGCUCUAAAAUGUUAUCGUCCUGCUGUGAGUAAGGGGGACAGCGACUUUUGAGUGGGCACACUUUCCAUUGUCUCCCAGUGCCCCUUAUGGUGCCAUGUAAAGGGUGACAAUGAGGAAAUGGGUGGCUGCGUGUCCUCCAUAGAAUCUGCCUUCCUGUUUGCCCCAGGUACAGUCUGUUAAUAACAACUCUUAUCUCAGGGGAUGGUAAUUUUGAGCAAUUAUUUGUUCUAGAUCAUUAGAAGCAUGAGUCUCACAGCAGUCACUAAUACCUUUAUUCCUGAGGAACAGAGAGGUCAGGUAACUUACGACAAAUCACAGAGCAGUAAAUUACGCAGCAGUGGCACUGUAACUCCAGAGUUUCUUUUUCUCUUCUUUUUUGCCUUGCUAGGGGUGAACAUGGCCUUAUGCCUGUCAGACAGGUGAUCAGCCUGUGUACUAUUUCCCCAGCUCCAAUUUCACAUUAAGAAAAAAGCUUUAUUAUUUAAUAUUACAAUUUCAUCAUUUCCUCCCUCUAAAUUCCUUUGUACCCACUUGGCUCUCUUUCAAAUUUGUGGCCUCUAUUUCUUUGAUUAGUGUUACAUGUGUAUGUUACAUGUAUGUAUGUUCCUUAAAUACAUAAAUACAACCUGCUCAGUCUGUAUAAUGUUAUUUGUAUAUACAACUAGGCUGAUACCAGUUGGUGUGUUCAUUACAUUCUUUUUAUUACUCUUGAAGCAGGAUCUUAUGUAACUCAGGGUGGGCUCAAACAUAGCUGAGAAUGACCUUGAACUUCUGAUCUUUUUAACUUCUGCUCUUUAUGUUCUGGGAUUGUAGGCAUGUCUCAUAGUUCCUGGCAAGUUCAUAUUGUUUUUGUUGUUUUAUUUUUGAGGUAGGAUAUUACUGUGUAACAUUGGCUGGCCUGAAACUUGAUUUGUAGAUCAGGCUGGCCUCCAACUCAAAGAUCUGCCUACUUCUGCCUUCCAAGUGCUGGGAUUAAAGGUGUUUACCACCAUGCCUCAUAAUAUAAAUAUGUCUAAAAAAAGAAUGAAGUGCCUGUGAUGGUAUGUAUCUUUAACUGUAGCAUUCUGACAGGCAGGCAAAUACCUGAAUUCAAGGCCGGCCUGAUUUACAUAGUGUGUUCUAGGCCAGAGGGUGCUACAUGGUAAGACUCUAUCUCAAAAAAAUGAUAAUUUUUAUUAGCAUAUGUUAACUACAUAAUACUGGAUUCAUUAUGUCAUUUUCAUACAUGUUAUAUAUAAUGUAAUUUUGUUCAGGUUCAUUCCCCCUUGUUGCCCUCUCUUGCCUACCUCCCAUGUGUGCCAUUCUCUUUUUAUUAAAGAUUCUUGUUUGUUAAACUUACAUUUGAAAAACUUACUUUAACUGGGUAAUGGUGGCACAGCCCUUUAAUCCCAGCAUUCGGGAAGCACAGGCAGGCAAAUCUCUGUGAGUUUGAAGUCAUCCUGGUCUACAGAACUGGUUCCAGGACAGCCAUGGCUACACAAAGAAACUCCAUCUCAAAAAACAAGAAAACUUAUUUUUAUUUAAUGCAUGUGUAUGUGUGUGUACUGUGGUAUACAUGUUGAAGUCAGUGGACAGUUUGUGAGUUCCUGACUUCUACCCUGUGGAUGCCGGGGAGCCACCUCAAGCCACGAGGCUUGGCAGAAAGUGCCUUUACUCAGUGAGCUAUGUAUCUUGCCCAUGAACAUCCAUCCUUUUUGUGAGGGGGUGAUUUAUUGUUUUUUGAGUGCUGGGAUUAAAGGCAUAUGCCUCUAAGUAUUGCUAAAUUCACGUUCUUAAACAGAACUCUACUGACUUUCAGUACGUGUGUGUGUGUGUGUGUGUUUGUUUUGGAGGGAGGGUAUUUUUGAGACAGGCUCUCUCAACAAAGCCAUGACUGUCCUGACCUCACUGUGUAGACCAGGCUGGUUUGAACUCACAGGGCUCUGCCUGCCUCUGCCUCCCCAAUGCUAAAAUCAAAGGCUUGUGCCACCAUGACCAGCUUGGAUUCUUUCUUAGGGCCUCACUGUGUAUGGUAGACUGGCCACAAACUUGCCAUUCUUCUGCCUUAGCCUCCCUGUUGCAGAUCUUGUAGGCUGUGCCACCAUGCUUGGCUCCCUGUUUUCUUAAUAUUUAAGAACUGCCAUUGGGGAGGCUGGAGAGAUGGCUUGGCAGCUAAGAGCACUGUCUGCUCUUCCAGAGGUCUUUUUGUUGUUGUUGUUGUUUGUUUUUUAAGGCUGGUAUUUCUUUUUUAAAGAUUUAUUUAUUUACUUACCUAUUUAUACAGUAUUCUGUCUGCAUGUGAGGCAGCAGGCCAGAAGAGGGCACCAGACCUUGUUAUAGAUGGUUGUGAGCCACCAUGUGUUUGCUGGGAAUUGAACUCAGGACCUUUGGAAGAGCAGCCAGUGUUCUUAACUGCUGAGUUUUCUCUCCAACCCCCUCUGGGUCUUGAGUUCAAUUCCCAGAAACCAUAUGGUAGCUUACAACCAUCUAUACUGGGAUCUGAUGCCCUCUUCUGGCAUCAGAUGCAGAUAGAGUACUCAUCUAUAUUAAAUACAUAAAUAAAUCUUUAAAAGAAAGGAAGAGCUUUUGCUAGGUGUCCUAAAUAGAGUGACAUUGUCUUUAAACCCUGUGUGGCAAUCCCUGACACACCGCCGUGAUGCCCAGGGAAGACAGGGCAACCUGGGAGUCCAACUACUUCCUUAAGUUCAUCCAACUUUUGGAUGAUUACCCAAAAUGCUUCAUUGUGGGAGCAGACAAUGUGGGCUCCAAGCAGAUGCAGCAGAUCUGCAUGUCCCUCCGCAGGAAGGCCGUGGUGCUGAUGGGCAAGAACACCCUGAUGCACAAGGCCAUCAGGGGCCACCUGGAGAACAGCCCAGCUCUGGAGAAACUGCUGCCUCAUAUCCAGGGGAAUGUGGGCUUUGUGUUCACCAAAGAGGACCUCACUGAGAUUAGGGACAUGCUCCUGGCUAGAAAGGUGCCAGCUGCUGCUCCUAGAGCUGGUGCCAUCGCCCUGUGUGAGGUCACUGUACCAGCUCAGAACACUGGUCUGGGACCUGAGCAGACCUCAUUCUUCCAGGCUUUGGGCAUCACCACUAAAAUCUACAGAGGCACCACUGAAAUUCUGAGCAGUGUGCAGCUGAUCAAAACUGUUGACAAAGUGGGAGCCAGUGAGGCUAUGCUGCUGAACAUGCUAAAUGUUUCCCCCUUCUCCUUCGGCCUGAUCAUCCAGCAGGUGUUUCACAAUGGCAGCAUCUAUAACCCGGAAGUGCUUGAUGUCACAGAGCAGACUCUGCACACUCCCUUCCUAGAGGGUGUCCGGAAUGUUGCCAGUGUUUGUCUGCAAAUUGGUUACCUAACUGUUGCCUUAGUGCCAUACUCUAUCAUCAGUGGAUAUAAGUGUGUCUUCCUGCCUUUGUCUGUGGAGACUGACUAUACCUUCCUACUUGCUGAGAAUAUCAAGGCCUUCUUGCCUCAUUCACCUGCAUUUGUGGCUGUUGCCUCUGCUGCUGCUACUGUGUCCCCAGCCAAGAGUCGGAGGAAUCAGGCGAGGAUACCAGGUUUGGUCUCUUUGACUGAUAACCCCCAAAGCAACCAGUUCAGCUAGCUUAUUUUGAAAAACAUGGAAAUAAAGGCUUACUUAUCUGGAAAAGAAAAAAGAAGAAGAAGAAGAAGAAGAAGAAGAAGAAGAAGAAGAAGAAGAAGAAGAAGAAGAAGAAGAAGAAGAAGAAAAAAAAGAAGUUGUUCCAUUGGAAGCCAAGUGGUGGUGGCACAUUCCUUUAAUCCCAGCACUUGGGAGGCAGAUGCAAGUAGAUAUUUGUGAGUUCAAGGCCAGCCUGGUCUAUAUAGUGAGUUCCAGAACAGUCAGGGCUACUCAGAGAAGCCCUGUCUCAAACAACAACAACAAAAAGAAGUGCCAUUAAUCUUUGAUCCUCCUGCCCCAUACCUCUAUUGAUGCUUUGAGUCCUUGUUCACAAAGGUAACUGAAAAUAUAACUUUUUUUUUUUAAGAUUUAAUAUGUAUGUGCGUUUGUAUGUCUGUCUUGUGCAUUUUGGUACCAGUGAAGGACAGAAGAGGUAUUAAAUUCCCUGGAGCUGCCAGUGGUUGCUAGAAAUAGAACUCUGGUCCUUUGUGGGAGCAGCAAGAACCCUUAACCACAAUCUCUACAGGCUCUGUCAUUUCUUUUUUUGAUUAAAACAUUUUUGGUGUAUUUUAUUCUCCUAUGGUGACUAAAAUGGAGUUUACUGCAUCUUGGAAAUUAUUUCUCUGAUGUCUCUCUGGCCAGCCUUGUCUUUAUCUUUAUAUUUAUUAUGUUGUAGCAGAGUACAAGGUGUGCCUUUGGGUAGAAUUUGUGUGACAGCUCUCUCGGCGGUUGACAUGAUGUGGUGUGGGGCAUAGUGGGGAGGCUUGAGGUGGGUUCCUGGGUCCUGGCUCCCUGGGCCCUUUGACAGGAGCAGUCACUGUUUCCUUCUGUUCCUUUGCCUGAAAAAUGUGUUACUGAGAGGCAUGUAGGUAAAUAUAUGUAUGUAGAGUACUGUAGGCCACUCUUGGCUCCUCCAAUUGCAGAGCGAGACAGACACCUAGAAAUGACACCACACAUGACACACCACAGUUUGGAGAGGCCAGAAAACCUUUGCUGGGCAGGUCUGUGCUCUGUUUGGAAUACAUUGCUGUGGAAUGAAGAUUAUCAAGUGGGUGUCCUAUACUUAUGAAAAACGUCCUGGGCGUCUGAGGGAAUGGUCAUUGUGAUUUUUUUGUGGGCUUCUGUGGUGGCAUGCGGGUGUAAGUCAGUGUCUCCUGGGCCUUCCAUUUGGUUGUGGACAUCUGAUGUACUGUUUAACACUAACUGCCCAGUGCAGGGUUUAGUACCAGACUUAGUAUAACAUUCAGGUUGGUUGAAAUGGGUCAGUAUUUGAACAUAACUGUUAAGUACUUCAGUCAUGGGACCAGUGAGAUGAUGCAGAGGGUAAAAGCACUGCUGGGGAGCCUGAGGACCUGAGUUCAAUCCCCAGAACCCAUGCAAAGCUGGGCGAUAGAGCUGGCUUCACAGAGUUGUCUUUGGGCCUUCACAUAUACUGUUGCAUGUUUGCUCCCCCAUAAUAAUGAAUUAUCAAAUUAAAAAAUACUUCAGGGAUAGAGAGGUGGCUCGGUGGUUAAGAGCACUGAUUGCUCUUCAGAGGACCCAGGUUCAACUCCUAGCCCCCAUGUGAAUGCUCAUAAAUGCCUAUCACUUACACAUGGUGUACAGACAAAAUACCAAUACACAUAAAUAAAUUAAAAAAUUAAAUAUAUCGGUCAUAAAAGUUAAUAGUUUGGGAGUGAGUUUGAUAAUGGUUUUGCUUUCCAGGUUCAAUCCUGAAUUUGUAUCUGACAGUCAGAUUUUGCCUUUUCAAAAUGUUUUGUUAACUCAAUUCCACUGUUGGUGUUAUAGCCUCAUAAGAACCUGCAGCCCUUGUUUAUAAACGUGAUCAUGUGGGCUCACUGUGAUGUGUCCAUUAACUUUGCUGACACUUCCCAUUCUUUCUACAUUUAGAAAAGAAAGUAGGGGCCACUUGGUAGAACCUCCAAACAAAAUACCUUUCACUUGGUGCUUUUGGUCCUUAAAAUUCCAGUCUCAGUUUUUGCCCUGUGGUAGGGAAUUUGCAGGUACAAGCUCCCAAGACUGUGUGGACUGUGUGGCUGCAUGGAAUGUUGCUGGCUGCUUGUGUGGGUCUCUUUCUUUGCUUCUGUUCUCUUGUCUGUUUUUUCUCCCCUUUAGAAUACCUGAUUAAUUUUGAGAAACAGACUCUGAACUCAUUGUUGGGUGUGCGUGAGAUGUUUACCUGUUGGGUCUGACAUUGCCUGACUCUGGCCUGAGUACUGAAGCAUUGUGGACCUAGCUAUGCUAAGGCAUAUCAGGUAGGUAGGGUCCCAAGGGCUCUUGGCUGGUGUCCAUGUGGAGGAGUUUUCCGGAAGGGCUGAAAUGCUGGUUUGGAAAAAUACCUGGUAAGAGCCUGCACUGGUGAGUGCUGGAGUUCUUGGGAUGGGGCAGUUGUACAUGGAGAACAGGAGGUCUGUGGGGAGGAUGUGCCAAGUCUGCUCUGUAACAUAUUGAGGCAGCUGUAUGGAGGGUCACAGUGGAACACCUGGCAGAUGAAUACAGUCCGGUUAAAGGCAAGCUGUAGAAAGGGCCAGCUGCAACCUGGUGCCUCGUGCUACUUGCUCUUGACAGGAGGUGACAGUACUUUAAAAUUAGGGUAUUAGAAGUGAGGCCACCUCAAACUGUCAAAGGACUUGGGCCAGAUCUCACUUCCAUGAAUGUUCAAUUCCAGUUUUGGUCUCUCCCAGUCAUGUGUAGCAAAGACAGUACUCUAGAUUUAAUAGUUAUAUGCAGCUGGAGGUGUUAGAUAGGGGGGACUGGAAGGGCAGAGGGAAGUGGUCUUGGCUCAUCACCAGCAAACCUGCAACACUUGUGAGAGCAUAGCUUCUGGUCCAGUCCCAGACUUAUGAGCUCUGGGACCUUCUGUUAGUCAGAACCCCUUUUGGAUCAAGAUCUUUGAUCACUUAAUCAAUAGCUGAGUCACCUUUCUUCAGAGAAAAUAAACACUGAUUGAAUUUAGCAGCUUUUCUCUUUUCAUUCCUCUUUUGUCUUUAGACAGGAGGGAUCAUGGUUUAUGGAUUCUCUGACCUACGUCUUAACAGCUGUUCACCCUUACCCCAUUUCUUAUUCUUGGAAAGGAGCUUGGGAGUGACCUGGGUAGGUUUGGUUUUAUCAUGACAAGUUUCUCCAUACAGUAAAACCAGUUCAGUUAGGGGGCUGCAGAGUGACGCUGAACAAAUUGAUGAGGCAGGGCCUGGAGUGGGAGAGGAAGCUGGCCAAAUAAAAUGUCAGAAUCAUCCGGGAGCAGGCUGAGUGUCCUGAGGGCACCUCACUCAUCAAGGGUCAUCCAUCUGGUUCUGCAGCAGCUCCCUUUUUCUUGGCUCUCAUCAAAGCUGUGAUUUUGAUCAGCAAAUGAUCAACAAAUUGGUGGUGGUGGUGGGUGUUGAGAAGGAGCAGCAGCUAUGUGUAGCAGAGGAUUGACCACUUGUCUGAAUCUGCUGUUGUCUCAGUGGCAGAAACAAGCUGUGGGGACACCUAUCCACAACUUUUCCACCCACUCCUUUGAGCAGCUUUUGAACAGUUCUUUUCUGUUGCAGCAUAAUGAUGACUAAAACAAACAUUUUUGUACAAAAGCAUUGGGCUCAUCCUGUGUGUACUUGAAAUACAUUGUGCUGGAUUAUGAGAUAAUGUUCCUGAAGUGUUUGGUGUGUUUUUGGUGCUUGCUUUGAUACUAAAUGUGAUCUAGUGAAGGAAGAAAUCUGUCAUGAAUAAUGGGCUCCAAGCUUCCCUUAGAGGUGACACAGCACUCCCCCUCAAGUGGCUGUUGUUAAGGGACCCUGCUAAGCACCUUCUUGGCCUGCAGUUGAGGGCUACCCUGCUGGUGUGGAGAAUGGAAACAGCAGGCGAUUAAUGCUGUUGCUUUCCUUGCCUUUCUCUUGGCCUAGACACUUCCCAUUUCCGGCAUGAAUUCCUAAUAAACUUAGAAUCCUCUGUGCACAAAACUUGCUCAGCAGGUGUACACUAACAAGAGUUGCUCUUGCUGCUUGUUGAACGAGGGAGACUGGAGGCUGAAGUCGCUCUUCCCUUACACAGCUCAAGCAUGGUUAGGUUUUGCUUUGGGAUAGAUUGCGUAGCUCCAGGCAGAAGCUGCAAGUCUUGGGAACCUAAAGAAAGCCGAGGCUCUGUGACAUCUAAGAAAGGUAAAGCCCAUUUACUUGCCUGCAGUGACACCUCAUGUACAGCUGGAGUUAACUGUUUUUGGAGAAAAGAUUGGGAGCCAUUGUUAAGUAAAGGUCACUUCUGGGUCCUUCCCCAAGACUUCCUGUGCUUAAAGCAAACAUUGCGUGACCCAUGCACGCUCACCAUGAUGACCGUAGGCAAGGCCAAAGCCGGUCAGCCACUCUCACUUCUUUUCUUAAAAAAGCUUUUGUUGUGAAAGAGUAGGGAUUGUUUUUGUGAUUCCAAAUUUAUACAAAAUUUGUGGAAAUAGCCAAUGCACUUCUACCAUGACAGGGCUCUUCAGACAUGAUCUUUCAUCAGUGUUAGCAAAGAGCAUUGUCCAGUGAUUGUGUGAACUGAGAACUUGAGUGAAGAGACAGACAUGGUCAGUCUCUUGUUCUCUGUCUCAUCCUGCUGGGUGGCUUGAUCUUUGGGAACUGGCUGUGCUGUUUGAGCUGAGCUAGGCUAUGCUCCUUCUGCCCCAGCACAGGCCUGGAUUUACGCGGCUGGAAAGUCUCCUGCUUCAUUUCCUCCUACCCUUUGGGAGCUGUUAAGCAUUAUAGGACCAAUGAAUGGGUGAUGGUUUAGCCUGUGAGUCCCUUGGGCCAUGCUGCCUCACCAGGCUUUUUACAGUACUUCGUGCAUGGAAUCAUGUUGAGCACUCCUUCCUCCCUCACACCUCUGCAUUUCUUGUGGCAUGAUAGCUUGCUGGGUGUUGCAAGAUGACACCCAAGUGACUGAUGAAGACCGAUACUGAAGAGAAGGUGACCAAGAAGGCAACAGAACUAAGAAGCAUUGUCUACUGAAAAUAGCCUUGUUGCAGGGGAGAGGAAUGAGGCCCCUCACUAGGCCUGACCAUUCUGACCCAAGGUCUGGAGGUUCCAAGGAGAUGUUGGGGAAAGGGCAGGGAAUGGGAGCCUGGGCUCCAACUGCCUCUAGUCUGUUCAGAGGGUGUAGCCAUGUAUUCAGGUGUUGAUGUAGUCAUGUGUUCAGAUUGUGGAGCCAACUCUAUGACUUAGCUUCCUCAUCCUCCACCUCAGCUUAGGAGAGUUGUCUUUAAUUCCUGCAGUGCCAUUUUGACCAUUGUAGACUAUGUUCUCUUCCCAACAUUUCUGAGUACUCUUCUUUCAUGUCAUGCUCUGGCAUGUGUCUGGGGUUUAACAGGCCCACCUGGAUACACAGCCAGAUAGUUCCUGCUAGGUCAGGCCAAGAAGGUGCUAGGCAUGUUGAGGAAGGGUAGGCUCUCUGAGGAUAUGGUGGUGCCCUUGGCUGGGCCCAGUCAGUUCUGUUAUGCCCUACCCUUUGCAUGAGUUUAUCUGUUCGCUUUGACAGUAAAUGCUGUGUCUUUGGUGGCCUUAUGAUGAAAGGGGCUAUCAUGAUGCCCAUGGCUGCUGUCUCUCUAGACUUCAUUGUCCCUAUCUACAUCUGAGUGAGAGUGGAAUUGUACAUUUGGCAUUAGCUUAGGCACUGGAGAGACUUCACUGAGGACUCCUCUGUGAUGCUGCUCUGUGAUCUCUUGGGAGAGCAAGUCUUAAAGUAACAACUAUGAGCUUCCUGUCUGGUCAAGCAAGAGUUUGGGGGAUUGGAGACUAAUGUUUUCCUGCAGAAACUAACUGGAGGGUUUCUCUGUUUAGCUCUGGCUAACCUGGAACUCACUCUGUAGACCAGGCUGGCCUCAAACUCACAGAGCUCCACCUGCCUCUGCCUCUGAAUUUCUAGGAUUAAAGGUGUGUGCCACUAUUGCCUAGCUACAAAUGUUUCUUUGGGAGGGGGGCUGUUUUUUGAGACAGUGUUUCUUUGUGUAGCCCUUGCUAUCGUGGACUCACUCUUUAGACCAAGCUGGCCUCAAACUCUCAGAGAUGGCUUGCCUCUGCCUCCCUGAGUGCUAGGAUUACAGGUGUGCGCCACAGCACUUAGCUACACUUUUUUUUUUUUUUAAAGGUAGGGUCUCCAGUGCCCAGGCUAGCCUUGAACUCCCGAUCCUCCCAUCUCCACCUCCCAUAUGCUAGGAUUACAGGUAUGUGAGGAAAAAGUGCCUUUAAAAUGUUGGUAUUACUCAUGCAGGCUGUGCUUUGUAGAGAUCCUACUAGCUUGCCCCACCUGUUUUAACAGCAACAGUUUCCCAUGAUCAGGUUUUUCAGGAAGCUGAUAAUGGUGUUCCCUUGGUUGUUCCAAUGACUCAUUGUUCAAACUUGUAGAUAUCUUCCCUCCCUCCUUUCUCCCUCUCUUUUCUCCUUCCCUUCUUCUCCUUCUUUCCUGUUUGUUUGAGACAGGUCUCAUUAUGUAGGCCAGGCUGUCCUGGAACUCCAGAUCCACUUGCCUCAGGGUCCUAUGUUCUGAGAUAUGUACCAUCGUGAUCCAUAAAUAACCUAAAGAUACUUGAAAGUUAUGGGACAUUCUGGGCCUGGAUCAGGUCCGCAUACCUUCAAAAGAGCCUGAUAAGGGGUCUUUUUAAAGAUACUAUGUAUUUAUUGGGUAGCAGAACAAUUGUUGAGUGUCCUAGGUUGGGGAGGAUGAUGGCAUGCUUAGGGGCCAGAUGCAAAGAGAGCCCUGCCUCAAGUCUGGAGUUAUUUGUGGAGAAGGUGGAAAGCCAAAAUGAAGCACAGCUAGAACUAAUUUCCUGGGUUUUCUCUAGACUUCAGAAAGGGAGAUAUCUGACCAUACAGCAGAGUCUUCCUGAAGCAGUCUUCACGGGCAGAUUCUGAGAGCAGGAAAACCUGUAGUUUCAUUGCCCAGGAGUAAAGUCUGUCUUUCCAUCUGCUUUGUGUGUAGUCUCAGCUUGGGCAGAGAGCUGCGUCAACACAAAACCCAGGUCUUAUGCCAGUGAUUCUCCAUGGUAAGAUCACUUGUUGCCAAGCCUGUUGACUGAGUCCCAACCCAGGUGCUGGAAGCAAGAAGCAGUGCCACAGUUGUCCUCUGACCUCUACAUGUACCUGUGUACACAUGCCCCCCUCCCCCGCUCCUACAUACACACAGGAUCAAAAAGUAAAGUGCAGCCUCACCUCAGAGGGAAGAAGAGAGUCUAAGCUGAAUGUGAGCCAGCUUGGCCUGAGAAUAAGGAUUCAGGUUGUCCCAAGUGAAAUGUCCCAGUAUGGAAGCAGUGCCAUGAACUUUGUAGUUGCAGAACAAAGGACAGACAGGUCCAGGCUUUUACUGAUGCACUGGGGGGACAUGAGGCAGGCGGCGCAGCAAAGCUUGGAAGGUUCUGCUGUAGGUUGUAGACAUGGGGUUGUCUGAUGACGCUCUUGGCUUUUGGUUGAUGGGAGCCAGCAUUCUGCUAAGAAUACAUUCCAGAGGUCUUACCUGAUAGUCAAAGGGAUGUUAGGUCAAGCAAUAAGGUGCGAAAGGAGAGGCUCUUGAAGGGGAAAAGCAGUGACCCAGGACAGUUUGGCUUUGGAUUUGCAACAUUCCAUCUCUCCAUAAUGGGAUGUUCUGUUAAUGUUUUCUGUACGUUACACAUUGACACUGAGCCUGUAUGUUACAUUGACACUGAGACCCAUGUUCUGGACCAGAGGUGGGACAGACUUACAGAAGGUCUGAAGACCAACCAAAUAGGUGCUGUUCCACCCCGUGGAGCAUCUGUGGAGUGCUGGGCACAUAGGUGCCUCAAUGGUAUGCAGCUCCGUUUUCCUGUAGAUCUCAUGUCAGUUGUAGAAGUGCAUCAGGAGAAUUCCUUGAGAACACUGUUGUGGUUGGCUUUGCCAGCAGGACUUGCCCCGUCUCUGUCUGAGGCCCGGCUUCUGGAGGCUUACAUCUGCUGAAAAACUAGUGAAAUGGUUUGGCUGACAGAGAACAGCAAUCUUUGCAGGCCCUUGAACACCUUCUGUCUCCUCCAGGGCAACCUUUAGCCAUUCUGGGAGUUGGACACUAAUGGUUUCACUUAUAGUUUUCAGACAUCCUGAGGAUGAGUGGGAAGAUUGGGCUCAUGACUUUAUGGGAAAGGCCACCCAAGAUGGUGUUUGUUUGUUUGUUUGUUUGUUUGUUUGAGACAGGGUUUCUCUGUGUAGCCUUGGCUGUCCUAGAUUUAUUUUACAUAUCAGGCUAGCCUCGAACUCACAGAGAUCUGCCAACCUCCGUCUCGAAGAGCGCUGGGAUUACAGCAGGCAAUACUGCACCCGGCCUAAGAUGGGUGGGUUCUUGAUCACAGUUGGACAUCAGGCUACAUAUGGCAGGGACAUAGUGUCCCACUAGCCAGCAAGUUUGUCUGGCUUCACAUUUUAUGCCCUCAUUGCAAUGACUUUCUGUAAUUUACUUUUAACAUUAGGAAUUUUGCUUUAGAUAAGAAAACAUGUAAAAAGAGCAGACUAGCUUUAGCAUGCUUUUCAUCAUGGAGAGAUUAUAAACACAGUAGGAAACUAGAACAAGGGUCUCCUGUUUACCUGUGUCCAGCCCCAACAUUCACCAUCCAGGCCUGUCAUAUGUGCCAUCAUUUCUGCCUGAUUCUUUUGAAGAGACACAUGGCAGACUGCUAUCUGAUCCACAUUCAUGUGGACUGUGAGACCUCUUGAAAACAUUGUCCAUCUUAUACAUGAGCUGAUCCUCACACUGCCAGAUGUCCAGUUAUCUCACCAGCAUCACUGAGGUACUGGUCUGUGUACAACCUUGUUUGAAUUUGGCUUCAGGCAUGGCAUUACUGUCUUUUUAUUUUAAAAAGUUAUUUUAUGUGUAUGUGCCUGAAUAUACGUACAUGUACCACAUGCAUGCAGAAGCCUGCAGGGGUCAGAAGAGGUGUGGUGUACCUUGGAAUUGGAGUUAUAGACAGUUAUGAACCACCAUGCCAGUGCCAAGAACAGAACCCUGAUUCUCUGCAAGAGCAGUAAGUGCUAUUAACUGCUGAGCCAUCUCUCUAGUCCCCCAUUGCUAUUAUUUUGUUUUGUUUUGUUUUUUUGAGACAGGGUCCCUCUGUAGUCUGGCUGUCCUGGAACUCAUUAUGUAGACUAGGCUGCCCUUCAACUCAUAGAGGUCUCUUCCUGCCUCUGCCUUCCAAGUGCUGGAAUUAAAGGCAUGCCAUUUGUGUCUUUUUGGUUUUUUCAAGACAGGUUUCUGGACUGGCUUUGUAGACCAGGCUAGCCUCAAACUCAAGAGAUCUGCCUGCCCUUGCCUUCUGAGUGAGAUAAUAGGAAUGUACAACUACCUCUUGGUAGCUGUUUGUGUCUCUUAAAAAAAAAAACAAAAAAACCCACACAUUUAUUUAUUUAAUUUUAUGUAUGUAUGUGAAUGCUCUACCUGCAUGUACACCUCCAUGCCAGAAAGGGGCAUCAGAUCCCAGUAUAGAUUCUUGUAAGCCACCAUGUGGUUGCUGGGAAUUGAACUCAGGACCUCUGGAAAAGCAGACAGUGACCAGUGAGCCAUCUCUCCAGCGCCCUUCCCCAAACCCCCUCCCCAUUUGUCUCUUUUUUUUCCCAAAGAUUUAUUUAUUCAUUUAUUUAGUGUGUGAGUACACUAUCUGCAUGUGUACCUGCAUGUAUGCCAGGAGAGGGCAUCAGAGUGCAUUAUGGAUGGUUGAGCCACCAUGUGGUUGCUGGGAAUUGAACUCGACCUCUGGAAGAACUGACAGUGCUUUUAACCAUUGAGCCACCUCUCCAGCCCCCCAGUUGUGUCUUUUUAAAGAUAGCUUUUUCCAAAAGUACGAGGGAUUGAGCUCAGGUUUUAUAAAUGCUAGGCAAUUAAUUGUUCUACCAACCAAACCAUUCCCCUUAGCCCCUCAAGAUAGCUUUUUUACUUAUUUGUUUGUUUGUGGUUUUAUUUUGAGAAAAGUCUCAUGUAGUUCAGGGUGUUCUCCAACUUGCUUUACAGUCAGGAUAAUCUUGAUUUCCUAAUCCUCCUGCUUGCAUCUCCUGAGUUCUAGGAUUAUAGGUAUAGGCCACCACAACAGGCUUCAAGGUGCCUUUGAAGGGGUGAUUUAUAGGUAAUAAAAUGCACACAUUUUAAGUACAAGGUUAAGAUGAGGCUUACACAGCUCAUCAUGUACCUUCCUGUGUGUAUGUCACAUACCACCACAGAACCACUGCCUGGCUGGGAUAAUGCCUGGUCUCUUCUACCCUUCAUUUUCUUUUUCUUGUGACUUGUUUACUGGAGAAGCUGUCUCUGGCCUGGAAGGUGCCAGAGUCUGUGUGUUGCUGUUUCGGCUCCCACAGUGUCUAGCACAGUCCUUUUGAGUAUUUAAGUUGGUAGAUUAAGCCAGAUUCUGAGCUGCAUUUUGGCAUGAUUUUCUCAGCAGGAUGGCAUUAGUUGGCCAUGUGGUUUUUCCCCAGAAUGCACAGGCACUGCGAUACUGCUUUGAUAGUCACAUUUGAUCUUAGCUGAGGGCUAAGAAGCAGUUUUGCGCUUUUGUUGUUUGUUUUGAGACAGGGUCUCGUCCAUCCUGGCCUUACCAUGUAAAUGAGGAUGACCUUGAACUCUUGAUACUCCAUCUUUAGAGUGCUGAGAUUAUAGGGUUUAUGUGAUACUGUGCAUCAAGCCCAGGGUUUCUCUGCAUGCAAGAUAAAUACUUUAUCAGCUGAGCCACAUCCUCAGCCCUUCUUUCUUUGUUUCCAAGAUAAGUCAUUUGCUACUGGUAACCAGUCAACUCAUUGUUAGUUAGGAAACUUGGGCCAUCAGUGUGUUUGGUAGCUCUGUUCUUUGCAGUUCAUCAAUAUCCAGGUUGUCUUAUCUUUGUGGGAGUUUUUGAUUUGGCCUCUUGGCUUUGUCCAUUCUGUGCUAUUAUAACGAUGCUUCAGAAUAGGGAGUUUAUGGUGAACAGAAACACAUUGGCUCUCAAUUUUGGAUGCCGGAAAAUGCAAUAAAUGUACCAGUGUCUGGUGAGGUUUUUCCUGUUUCAUCACUGUUGAAGAUAGACUGUAUAAGGGGGCAGAAAAAAAUAAAAGAGAGACAGUGCACUCAAGAACAAGUGUAUCUGUGUAGGUGGGAGCUGACCCAGCUGUCACUGGGAACCCAUGCCUUCCAGGAUGGCAUUGAUUACUUAUUUGUCCAACAGGGUAGGCCUUUGGUCCAGUCACCUUGUGGAGGGACAGACAUAGCACAUUGGUGUCCAUUUGGCUACCUUACUACCUGUAGAGCAGAAUGGUGCCUAAUCCAGCUUCAGCGAUUUAUCUUCUUGCAGCUGCAGAUGGUCGAGGGCCAGCUCAGCACUGUUAAGCUUAAGCAGGCAGCAACACAUCCCCUGUGUUGCAAGGGACCGCAGCCCAUGCAGUGAACUGUGGCUGCUCCUGGGGUUGCUUCAUAGGUGUCUGCUUCCUAAGUUACAAAGCUCAUUGGAAAGGGAAGAAAAGAAAACGGAAGUACUCGAAGCUUGGGAAGGGGGUUGGUGUCUGUUGGUUGAUAAUUAGAACCUUAUAAGUAUGCAAAGCUUCAGAGAUUGGCAAGUGUUGUCUCUAGUACUGGUUGCCACUCCAAGGGCAGGGGGCAUAUUUCCCACCUGGGACUUUCCGUGGCCCUCAGGCCUCAGAAGCAACUGCUUAGAGACUUUGUGACACUGUUUAUUUUCAGAAAAAAAUCAAACCUUUUGAAACAGUUUGAAGGUUUUUGUUGUUGUUUUUCUUUUAGACAAGAUUUUACCAUGUAUCUCUGGCUGGCCUGGAACUCACAGAGAUCCUCUUGCCUCUGCCUCAGAAAUGCUGGCAUGCAUGCAUGCCUGGCUACAGGUUGAAUUUUUUAUUUUCUUUUAUGUGCAUUGGUGUUUUGCCUGCAUGUAUGUCUGUGUGAGGGUGUCGGGUCUCCUGGAAGUGGCUUUACAGACAGUUGUGAACCACCAUGUAGGUGGUAGGAAUUGAACCUGGGUCCUGUGGAAGAGCAGUUAGUGCACUUAACCACUGAGCCAUCUCUCCAGCCCUUAGAGGUUGAAAUUUUAAAUACUGUUCUUAGACUGGUCAUGGUGGCACCCUUUAUCUCAGCACUCCAGAGGCAGAGGCUGUGAGUCUAAGGCCCAGCCAGGGCUACAUAGGGAGACCCUGUCCCAAACAAAACAAAAGUGUUCUUCUGAACAGGAGAAAGUAUUGUAUAGGAGUUCUAAAAUGCUAACCUAAAGUAAUUUUGAGAAAAUUGAAGCUUCUUCCGGUUAUGUGAUAGAACUGAGUUACACAAUUGUCUUAAUACUCUGGCUUGGAACACUGGGGUCUACGCUGGGGAUGCACCCCACAGUGAGAUGUUUGCCUAAGUGUGCGUGAGGCUGUAAGUUCCAUCGCCACUGCCUCAAAGGAAAGGAACAGUUGGCUUGAGGUAGAUGAGAGGCAAAUAUUUUGACACAGUCUUCACCUGUUUGUUAUCCCAGCGUCUCCUGACUCACGGGUGUGCAGAGCCCCACCCGCAUGUGACUGCCUGUUGAAGCUACUCCAACUGCCCACAUGUCUUCCUGAAUUACGUUUUAUCAUUUUCCUGUACAACUAUAAAGGAUUAUUUUAAAAUAAGACUCUUAAAAUAAUGAUCACUUAUUGAUGCAUUAGUCUUUGGUUGUUAUUAAACUUUUUCUUUUUAUACUAUUUACUAAAGAUCAAACCUAGUACCUUGUACAUGCUAGGCAAGUGCUGCUCUACUAAGCUGUACUUUCCAGCGCUCUUUCACCUUUUCUCUUACAUUUGUGUGUGGGUGAGUGCUGCAGCAUGCGUAGAUACCUCAGAAGAUAACUUGUAGGAGUCGUUUCUCUCCAUGUGGGCGCCAGGAGUUAAGUUCAGUUUAAGCUUGGUAACAAGCACCCUUACCUGCUGAGCUACCUCAGAGGCCUUCUUUUUACUUUUUUUUAAAUUUAAUUUAAUUUUAUUAAUUAUACUUUAUUCACUAUGUAUCCCCCCAUAAGCCCCUUCCUCCUCCCCUUCCAGUCCCACCCUCUCUCCCUUUUCUUCACGCAUGCCCCUCCCCAAGUCCACUGAUAAGGGAGGUCUUCCUCUCCUUCCUUCUGAUCUUAGUCUAUCAGAUCACAUCAGGAGUGGCUGCAUUGUCAUCUUCUGUGUCCUGGUAAGUCUGCUCCCCCCUCAGCCAUACCACUCCUAGGCAUAUAUCCAAAAGAGGCUCAAGUACACAAUAAGGACAUUUGCUCAACCAUGUUUGUAGCAGCUUUAUUUGUAAUAGCCAGAAGCUGAAAACAGCCCAGAUGCCCCUCAAUUGGAUGCAGAAAUUGUGGUACAUCUACACAAUGGAGUAUUACUCUACAAUGAAAAAUAAGGAAAUCAUGAAAUUUGCAGGUAAAUGGUGGGACCUGGAAAGGAUCAUCCUGAGUGAGCUGUCCCAGAAGCAGAAAGACACACACAGUAUAUACUCACUCAUAUAGACAUAUAACAUAAGAUAAAUCUACUAAAAUCUGUACAUCUAAAGAAACUAAUUAAGAGAGAAGACGCUGACUAAAAUGCUCAAUCCUCAUCCCAAAAGGCAAAGAGGAUGGACAUCAGAAGAAGAAGAAAACGGGAAACAACCUAGGAACCUGUCACAGAGGGCCUUUGAAACGCUCUGCCCUGCAGACUAUCAAAGCAGACGCAGAGACUUAUGGCCAACUGUUGGGCAGAGUGCAUGGAAUCUUAUGUAAGAAGUGGGAAAUAGUAAGAUCUGGAGAGGACAGGAACCCCACAAGGAGAGCAACAGAACCAGAAAAUUUGAACACAGGGGUCUUCCCAGAGACUCAUGCUCCAACCAGGUACCAGGCGUGGAGAUAACCUAGAACCCCUGCACAGAUGUAGCCCAUGGCAGUUUAGUGUCCGAGUGGACUCCAUAGUAAUGGGAAGAGGGACUGCCUCUGACAUAAUCUGAUUGGCCUGCUCUUUUUACUUUUUAAUCAUGAGACAGAAUCUCACUAAAUUUCUUAAGCUGGCCUGGAAGUUUUCUUUUAUUUUUGGGGAGCUGGAUCUUAAUUAUUUUUCUGUUUUUAAGUGUGUGUGUGUACACUAUACUAGUGUGAGUAUAGUGUAUUUUCCUGUAUGUAGAUACAUAUGUGCAUGUACAUGUGUGUGCAUGAAUAUGGAGUCUAGAGAUUGAUGUCAGGGAUCUUCCUCAGUUCCUCUUCCACCUUAUUCUUUGAGACAGGGUCUCUUAUCAAACUCAGAACUUGCUGGUCAGCUUACUCCAUGGUUCCCACCUUUGAAGCUGCAAUUACAGGCAUUCUGCCUUGACGUGUUUACAUAGUGGGUUCUGGGUAUCUGGACUCCAGUCUGCUUCCUUAUGCGCUAAACACUUAGCAAUCUCUCUGGUCCCAAGCCUUGAACUCUUUUUUUUUUUUCCAUUUAUUUUGUGUUCUGUUUGCUUAUUUAUUUACUUAUUUCUUUACCAUGUGUGGGGGUGGUAGGGAUGUGUAAGGCAGAGAACAGCCUGCGGGAGUCAGUUUUUUUCCACUGUAUCAGUACAGAGCCAUCUGAUUGGCCAUUAUAAGUUGAACUUUUAAUCUGCCUGCUCAGUUUCCUCUAGGAUGACAGGUAUGUGCCACUAGGCCUAAUGUAAAGGCCGUCUUUACAUUAUGUUUGCAUCCUUUAAUUCCUGCCGCUUGAAGAGUGUAUGUUAUGAUUCAUUUUUUUUUCUUUACUUAGACAUGAAGAGAUCAAUUUCUUUUUUCUUUUUUUUUUCUUUGAGAUAGGGUUUCAUGAUGUAAUUCUGGGUGACUUAGAACUCCCAUUGUAGGCCAGGUGGACCUUGAACCAGAAAUCCACUGCCUCUGCAUGAGGAGUGCUGAUCUCCUUAUGGAGAUCAGCUAGAUCAAUUUCAGGAAUGAGUAUUUAGCUGGGUAUGGUAACACACACCUUUAAACCUAGCCCUUGAGUUAGAGACAGAAGGAUCUCUGAGUUCUAGAUCAGUUUGGUCUACAUGAGAAGUUCUAGGCCAGCUAGAAGGCUACAUAGUGAGAUCCUGCCUCAAAAAAAUCCCCCAAGAAGUCAAAAUGAAAAAUGAGUUUUUAAGAGCUGUUUCUAGACCAUAGGCUUUGUAGAAGCUAAGUUCAUGUCAGAAUAUUUCUU
Molecule: messenger RNA, 19512 nt
Organism: Meriones unguiculatus (Mongolian gerbil)
Lineage: Eukaryota; Metazoa; Chordata; Mammalia; Rodentia; Muridae
Product: large ribosomal subunit protein uL10-like
Exons: 1
Coding region: 3446-4393 (315 amino acids)
Biological process (GO): ribosomal large subunit assembly; ribosome biogenesis; cytoplasmic translation
Cellular component (GO): cytosolic large ribosomal subunit
Molecular function (GO): structural constituent of ribosome; large ribosomal subunit rRNA binding
Source: RefSeq, a predicted model, not a curated record